This is a messenger RNA of Lasiodiplodia theobromae, 627 nucleotides long. Its product is annotated as ATP-dependent rna helicase dhx8. Lineage: Eukaryota; Fungi; Ascomycota; Dothideomycetes; Botryosphaeriales; Botryosphaeriaceae. The coding region runs from base 1 to 627 and encodes 208 amino acids. The transcript has a single exon. The record is from RefSeq and is a predicted model, not a curated record.
AUGGAUUGCACCCCACCAUCACGCCAGAUACGCGCCGUGUACGAUGACAAAACCAUUACCGUCUACCAAGCGUACUCGUCUGUUAUCGCCGAUGCUGCCGUCGCAACGCAGCAUCUUGCCACAUCGUCGGCUUUCAAACCGAGACGCAUGACGUGGAUCAAACCUAGCUGGUGCUGGAUGAUGUACCGCAGCGGCUACUCGUUUAAAGACGCAGGGCAGAGACGUGUGCUUGCGUUACGCGUCACGCACGAAGGGUUCAUCGAACUACUCAGGAGGGCGGUGUUGACGCAUGGCGGGGGAGGAGAGAAAGUAGAGAGAGUAGAGGAGGUCGCCGGUGACGUGAAAGUGCAGUGGGAUCCGGAGCGAUCGCCGCGCCUGGAGAGGCUUGGUUGGAGGAGCAUACAGGUAGGAAUUUCCGGAGAUCUGGUCGUGGAGUGGGCAAACGAGUGGAUUGUCGAUAUCGAGGAUGUGACGGCAAAGGCGGUGAGGCUGAAGGAGGUCUUGGACCAGGAGCCUGGUGUGGGGGACGAGGAGCUGAGAAGGCGGGGGUUGAUUCCGGAAGAGAAGCCGUACGAAUUGCCAGCUGAUGUGGCGGCGGUGCUUGGGAUGGUUGACAAUGGUGCCUAA